AUGCACAAGUCAUGGGUCCAGAGCAUCAUUGCAGCCAGCAACAAGGAGGGACCACGUGUAGUAUCCGGCGAACAUGAGCUGGGCUUCAAGGAGAUGUUCCUGCAGAGUCGUGCCCUAGAGCAUUCAAUAGAGGUCAUCGUUUCUGAGCCUUCCCUGCGCGAGCACUACAUGGACCCGCCCACGCCGGACGAUAAGACCUCUGCUGUCGCAUGCCUUUACGAGCUCUUGUCCAAAACUUUAGCGUUUCCGGCUGCUCAGUGGCAAGGACUGCUUCGUGUGGCGAUGAGUGGGGGGCUUCCAGGGGAGGACCAGACAGCUUGGAUCACCACCGCCAUCACCGCCAUGAAAAUGGACUGGAGCGAAGAGGUACUCUACAGCGAACGUAAGGAGUUAGCAUUGCGGGCAGAGUUCCUGAAACAGGAGCUGAAGCAGCUGGAAACCGGAGGCACCGACGAACAAAAUAGGAAGCGUGUAGACACUUCUUCACACCUGUUGCGAACCUACGAUGCCGUCCGGCAGAACUUGCAGACGUCUCAAGCACAGCGGGAUGAGGUGAGGCAUCUGCGAGAGCAAGACCUUCAGGGACUCCAGCAGCAGAUUCAGGCACGCAUGGCUGGUCUGCAAAGUUUUGCCGAAAGCUGCACCUCCCAGCAGAAAGACCUCGAGGGAGAGCUCAACCAGUCACAAGACGGCAUAAAGCUGCAGCUUCAGCACAUGGAUGAGGUGCGGGCUGGCAUCGACAAAGAAAUUGAUGAGCUGGACGAAAGAAAGCGCCAGCUUAGGAUCGAGUUGGACACUGUCUCUCGUCAGCUGGAUGAGGCUCGGAUGAAGCAGAAGCAGCAUAUGGAGAACUGUGAUCGGCAGCGUGCGGAGUUCUACAAUACGAAGUCUGCGUUGAAGGAGAAGCUGGACGCGGCAAGUGCGGAUGGUGCUGCCAAGGCAAAAGAGAAGGAGCUGCUGGACCAGACAAGGCAGCUGAUUGAGGAGACUGGCAGCGCUCUCCAGCAAACCGUCCGCGAACAGACCGAGGACUUGAAGCAGAAGCAGGCCGAAUUCCAGAGCCACUUCAAGCUGCUCUUGCUCGACCACCUCCGCUACUCGGAGGGAAGAGCAAAGGAGCUGCAGGCAGAGGCCCAGAAAGCUGUGGAAGCACAGGAGCCGGCCUCAGGGGCCUACAUGGAAAGCAUCCUUUUUACCGCCGGAUCGACCCUGCCCUGUAGACCUGUGGCCCAUUAUGUGCAUCCAGACCCUACAUAG
Symbiodinium natans is the source of this 1257-nucleotide messenger RNA. The record is from the annotation of a GenBank genome assembly. Lineage: Eukaryota; Dinophyceae; Suessiales; Symbiodiniaceae.